Molecule: messenger RNA, 2034 nt
Organism: Chiroxiphia lanceolata (lance-tailed manakin)
Lineage: Eukaryota; Metazoa; Chordata; Aves; Passeriformes; Pipridae
Gene: PTGER2
Product: prostaglandin E receptor 2
Exons: 2
Coding region: 1-1098 (365 amino acids)
Biological process (GO): cellular response to prostaglandin E stimulus; adenylate cyclase-activating G protein-coupled receptor signaling pathway; inflammatory response
Cellular component (GO): plasma membrane
Molecular function (GO): prostaglandin E receptor activity
Source: RefSeq, a predicted model, not a curated record
AUGAACGGGACGGGACGGGAGUGCGGGCGCGGCGGGUCAGCGCUGCCGGCCAAGGCUCACCCGCUGAUCAGCGCCCUCAUGUUCUCGGCCGGGCUCCUGGGCAACCUCCUGGCGCUGGGGCUGCUGCUGCACGGCCGCCGCGGGCCCCGCCAGCGCCCGCCCUCGCUCUUCCACGUCCUGGUGCUGGCCCUGGUGGUCACCGACCUGCUGGGCACCUGCUCCGUCAGCCCCUUCGUCCUGGCGUCCUACCACCGCAACCACACCCUCACCGCCCUGGUCCAGGGAGGGCACAUCUGCCUCUACUUCGGCUUCGCCAUGAGCUUCUUCGGCCUCGCCACCAUGCUCAUCCUCUUCACCAUGGCGCUGGAGCGGUGCCUGGCCCUGGGGCAGCCGUACUUCUACGAGCGCUUCCUCAGCCCCCGCACGGGCUUGGUGGCCCUGCCCGCCAUCUACACCUUCUCGGCCGCCUUCUGCUCCCUGCCCCUGCUGGGCUUCGGCCGCUACGUCCAGUACUGCCCCGGCACCUGGUGCUUCAUCCAGAUGCACCUGGAUUCCCACCAGAACCGCGGUGGCCGGGGGGCGGCCGGGCUGAACGUCACCUUCUCACUGCUCUACGCCACCCUGCUCCUCUUCCUCAUCCUGGCCGUGCUGCUCUGCAACCUGAGCGUGAUCGUGAACCUGGCCCGCAUGCACCGCCGCGCGCAGCGGACGCGCCGCGUGGCCACGCUCGAGCAGCCCCGCGCGGCCUCCGGCUGCGGCCGCCGCAUGUUCUCCAUGGCCGAGGAGAUCGACCACCUCCUCCUCCUCUCCAUCAUGACCAUCACCUUCGUCAUCUGCUCCCUGCCCUUCACGAUCCGUGCCUACAUGAACAAGUUCAUCACGGAAGAGGGCGAGCACGAGUGGGACCUGCUCGCCCUGAGGUUCCUCUCCAUCAAUUCCAUCAUCGACCCCUGGGUCUUCGCCAUCCUGAGGCCGCCGGUGCUGCGGUUCCUGCGCUCGGUGCUGUGCUGCCAGGUGACCCCCACGCUCCCGGGCAGACGGACUCCAUGCCCUGCAAAGACAAAACUGGCGGCACAGCUGGGCCCCUGUGAGCCGUAGAUCCAGCAGCCAUUCCAGGAGACUCCUGCCAGGUGAAGCGCAGCCCGGACAGGUGUUAACGAAGCUCUGCCUUACGGCCCGUAAGGAGACGUGUCUGCUGUGGGGUGGGCCUGGGUUGGGCCAGGUGUCGCCUGGGAAGGCCCUGGAAAGCCAGUGGGGUUCCUCACAGGGCAAAAAAUUACAGUGGGACAAGAUCAGAAGGGCUGAUGAAUACCUGGGAAGGGCUGUAACCCUCAGAUGGGGCAGGUCCCACACGGAAAAGGGGGAAGGCUCCGUUCGGCCCUGCUGUGGGAGGGUCAGGGGGUGAAGCAUGGGGGGCUUUGCUAUAACACUACUGCUGGGGAGGGAUGUUGGGAAGCAGGGCUUCCUGCUGGUGUGCUUCCCAGAAAGGUCUCUGAGGUUGUUCUGGGGCGCAGGCAGCUCCUGGAGAUGGGGCUGUGUGGCCAUCGUGGCUGCAAGCAUCCAUCUCUGCCCACAGAUCCCUAGGGAUUGGAGAGGAGACGACAGGAGCAGUGUACCCCCAGAUAUUCUCCUUUUUUUUCAUAGGCCAGUUGCCUAAAGAAAUGCACUUUUUCAGGUGUAGAUCUCUGUGCAUGUGUCUGUCUCUUUGUCUGUCUGUCCCCCACCCCAGAGAUUUUAAGCACCGGUGGGUCCCUGAGGGGCACCGGGGCAGAGAAAAAGCCAAAUUAUGGCACUUCCCUCAUGCUGUGAUGGAGCAGAGUCUGCAGCCCCUCCUCAGCACCCAUUUUGCAAUUCCCUUUGCCUUGUGGUUUGUGCAAGAGCCGUCAAGGGGAAUAAAGAGCCUGACCAGGGAUUGAGAGGUUUCUGUCACAACCACGAGCUUCACCCACAGCCAGGGUGAUGCUGCUGGUGGGUUUUGGGGCGUUCACUUCUUUGCAAGUUUUAUUUAAAAUAAAACCCAAACAAAAAUGUCAA